Scatophagus argus is the source of this 4878-nucleotide messenger RNA. It is a transcript of the gene gal3st1b, whose product is annotated as galactose-3-O-sulfotransferase 1b. The transcript is spliced from 3 exons. The record is from RefSeq and is a predicted model, not a curated record. Gene Ontology annotation, biological process: myelination; galactosylceramide biosynthetic process. Gene Ontology annotation, cellular component: membrane. Bases 2275 to 3561 code for a protein of 428 amino acids. Lineage: Eukaryota; Metazoa; Chordata; Actinopteri; Scatophagidae. Gene Ontology annotation, molecular function: galactosylceramide sulfotransferase activity.
AUCCUUUUUUAAAGAACAUUUGCAAAUGUUAAUGCCUCUUAACAUUGAUCCUGUCUGAUAUACAGCAUCAGGUUAUUCACAGAAGGCAUAGACGAGCAAGCUGAUCGUGUAUGGUUACCAAAGGUGGCUUUCUUGUAUAUAAAAGUGGUCCUAUGCUUAUUUUUAAAAAAGUAAAAAACACUCUUUGUAUGUCUUGUUCAGUUUGUCACUUAAAAGUGCCUUAUGAUCGUUUUCACAAGAUUAACUGGAAGAAUUUAGGGACUGCACCACUUUUGGCUGUGUGGUUUUUCGUCUUCCUACUGCACACCCGUCCAUGGGCCGUUUGUUAGCAUGUUCAGCGUUGAUACUACAUGUCAUUGGAUUAAUCCACUGGAACUGGAAAAUAACUUGCCAGUUAUCAUGCAAACAUUACUUUUUUUUAUAAAGACGUAUAGUCUUAUCGUUAGUUUUAAGUCAUCAUCUGCUGUCCAACGAAGUAAAUGCAGCAUCACAAACCAGAUGACCCUCUUUCUGAUCUCAUAAGACAAUCUAUAAUAGUAAACUGUAUGCAUUCAUGCAGAGAGGAUAUGUGCAAACAAGCCAUGUACCUACUGUAUUUCUUGCAAGUCAUUGUUUGCCGUGCUAGCUUGUCUGCUGAGCAGUACGUGGCUGAAGAGUGACUCAGUGAGAGCCAUUUCAUGGAAUCGCUCAUGCCUAUUGUUGUCAAGAACAAGAACCUCUGUUCGUCAACACCCAUAAGCAUUCAAGGCAGAAAACCAGGAACCGUCAUGUGUCCUAUGUUUCAAAAUGUUCCAAGAACACAACAUAGUUACUGCUGUGAUUUAUUUUCGAGGAAAACUGCACCCCAGUAAGAACACCUGCACUGUUGCAUAAGCUGCACUGGAGGAGAAACCUGUAAGUUCAAUUUGUUGUUGUUGAGAAGACUGGUUAUGUCAGUAUCUCUGGUUUCGGUGUUGCUCAUUUCUUAAGAAUCGUGUUGUGUUUUUGAGUGAAAGUCAUGGAAGAGCAUUUAAAGUUAAAUGUUAUUUUCACACUGGAAAUCUAUGAACACUGUAAUUUUUUUUCUUAAACCUUUUUAAAGGUCAUAAAACUGAAAACCUCACAUCCUUUCUGAAGUUAAGUUGGCUACAAUGUAAAGGGUGUUUUUGGAAAUCUCAAAAACAAAUUCACUGUUAGAACAAUUCUGAUAAUUGUAUUUUACACAACAGUUGUGUAACUGAAAAACUGAUGUAAGUCAUUACCAGGCAAUGGGGGUUAAUUUAACAAUAACCAGCCUGAGUGGUUUAAGAUUCUGUUCUUACAGCUUAAGUUUUGAAAGAAAGCCGUAAGUGAAUCCGGAAGUAAUGUGAAUUAUGAAGUUUGUUAACCUGGUAACAUUUGCACAUUUCACACAGGAAUUGAUUUUGAGUGCAUUUCUUGUGAUUCUUGUUUUCAAUCUUUUAUGUUUAGUUUCUCAUCAUGGCUGUAUCAACGCAUACCAUAUUUUGUACAGUUGUAAAAUAUAUUAAAGUAUUGAUUAGCACAAUAAAAUACUGUAAAAACUAACCUGAAUUGUGUUUAUUCUUUUCACAGCAGCAACAAUGAGCUCCAGGUUUGUCAAGUUUUUUAUUGUCUGAGGAUCUGUGAGGCUUCAAAACUCACAUUAAACAUGACAUGACAUGAGUACCUGUUGCAGCCUGCAACAAACUUUAGCUUUUGUCACUGGUGUAGUACUCCACUAGCACCCCAGACUAGAUCGAUACAACCCUGACUUUAUCUCAUGGUUGUCCUCUCUGACAUAUUCUGAUGUAAGUGACAUCAGCAGGUAUGCUGCACAGGAGCCAAAAUUGAUGUGACCUCGGCCACUCAGUCAGAUGCCUAUUUAUCUAUCUAUCUGUCGUGACUUGGCUUAUUAUUUUCUGUUGUUAUAUUUUGCUGUCUCAUUACAUACUUUGGUCUCACACAUUCUUAAUAAUCUGUUACCUGGAGAGGGCUGUUUCAGUGUUACUCUAAAACAUGUUGCCUACAGGUAUGCAACCAUGAUUGUUUUUUCAAGCAGUUUUGUCAGACUACAAUCUGUUAGAAAUGCAACGGAGCUCCACCCAGGGAAACCAAUUCAGCCCUCGUGGGAGGAGAAUUUACGUCUGGCUUAUUUAGGUUCUCACAGCCAAUGAGAUGUGACUUCAGGAAGUGUGUACAACAUGAUGAACAGCAGAGGGUUUUCUUUCACCUUGUUGAAAGUCUUGACCACGACACUGCCAAUGCUGUUACCUACAGACUCCCAAUAGGGGUUUCAUGAUGUCUGGCAUCAAAGGCAGCAAGUGCACACUUGUGAUACAAGGCCUGAUUCUCUGGGUUUUAUUGACCAACAUCGUGAUAAUGCUGUAUUGCUUGGUGACCCCAGCCCACACGAGGAUUAGGGGCUCUCAAGAAGACACGUGUCCUCUUAGUAUGGCAAAGUUACUGAAGCAAAAUGUGACCACAAUUGCUCAGAGCACAUCCCAUUCAGAAAAGUGCUCCCCUACUGUCAACAUAAUGUUCAUGAAGACCCAUAAAACUGCUAGUAGCACCAUACUCAACAUUCUCUUCAGAUUUGGGGAAAAGCACAACCUUAAAUUUGCUUUCCCUGAUGGGCGCAAUGACUUCUUUUACCCAUCACCUUUCCUCUGCUCCCAGGUAAAGGACUAUAAGCCUGGAGACUGUUUCAACAUUGUUUGUAACCACAUGCGCUUUGACCAUCAAGAAGUAACCAAGCUCCUGCCGCCAGAUGCUGUGUACAUCUCCAUCCUACGUGACCCAGUGGAUCUCUUUGAGUCAUCCUUCCAUUACUAUCACAGAGCAGUUCCUCUUACUUGGAAGAUUGGUGGAGAGAACAAACUGGCAGAGUUUCUAAACAACCCUCAGACCUUCUACAGCCCAGAGGCUUUCAACUCAUUCUAUCUUAAAAAUCUACUCUUUUUUGACUUUGGUUUGGAUAACAACAUGGAAGCUGAUGAUCCUCGUGUAAUGAGGGCCAUACACAACUUAUCAAAACAUUUUGAUCUGGUUCUCAUAGCAGAAUAUUUUGAGGAAUCUCUUAUCCUACUUAGGGACACAUUCUGCUGGACCAUGGAAGACAUCCUGUAUUUUAAACUCAAUGCUCGCAAGAGUUCAUCUGUAUUUCGACUGACCAGUGAGUUGAGAGCCAAAGCUCUGCAGUGGAAUGGAGCUGACUGGAAGCUCUAUCAGUACUUUAAUGCUACAUUCUGGGCCAGGGUGGAGGCAUUUGGGAGAGAAAAAAUGAAACGGGAGGUUAAAGAACUGAGGAGAAGAAAUGCUCAGAUGAAGGCCAUCUGCAUCGAGGAUGGAGGGGCAGUUGAAGCCCAAAAGAUCCAGGAAAGACGUUUCCUGCCCUGGCAGCCUGUUGGAGAGUCUUCCAUCCUGGGGUACAACAUGAAGAAAAGUGUUGACCCCAAAUUCAGGACUAUCUGUGAAAAGAUGCUCACACCUGAAAUACAAUACUUAUCAGACCUGGGCGUAAGCCUGUGGCUUACUAGACUAUGGGGUUGGUUAAAAGAUGCUGUUUUUGUAGGUAAUCUUUGAUUAAAACAUUUAGAUGAGUUACAGUUCUCAGUUUGCUCCAAUCAGGGGCCGACAUCAGGUGGCUGCUGACCGCUUCUCAUUGUUUCUUGUAUCUUUUAACACUGUGCACUACUUUAAAAAAAAAGCCAGACUGUGUUUACACUAUGCAUUUACACAACUGUUCUGACAGAGUGGGUUUAGGGAUAAUAUGUGAAUCUAUGAUGUUGUACAUAUUCUCCAUGAGAUACCCACCUCUGCAAAGAUUUACAGCCUCAUUUAUAGUCUAGUUGUGCAAAGCUCAUUUACUUGAUGGUCCACGGUUAGCACCGUUAGCAUCCACGUUUUUCUGUUGUGAGCCCACAGGAAUUAAAUCAAAUCACUGAUCGCUUGUUGAAAGUGCAGUUGUUUCUCAGUAGGACAGGCAGAUUUAGUUUGCCCCCUAAAGGCCUGAGGCUCAGCUGCAAUUGUGUGCAACACAUGAAUUUGCUCGACCUUGUAUGCCCUGUGGUAUACAUAACAGUAACAGAUGAUGGUUUGACUAGACAUAAAAAAUAAAUGCUAGACAUAAAAAGCCUGUUCUGUGUGUUUGUUUUAACUUCAAAUUAGGUAUGAGCAAAUAAUUAGUUUCAUCACUACUUGGUUCUAUUUAAGUGAUCGUUAAAGUCAUUUUUGGUAAAAGGCAGACGCUACCGUUACUGUAGUAACAUUAUUUACUGUUUUUAGAUUACACAACUUUUGUCUGAUUUGACCUGACAAGCACAAGCUUGCACCCAUGCACCCAUCAUACCCUAAAGAUAUCCUCACAACUGACAGUUUUAGAUAUUCAGCGUCAGGUCAUACAACAUUAUGAACUUUAUCAUUUCAUGUCAACAGCGAAGUUCAGUUUAAUCAUGUAAUUUUCCAUCUUGAACAAAGAUGCUCUCUCUCUCUGCAAGGUAAAAAUAUAAGUAGGGUGCAAACAAUUCAUUAUAAAGGUGCUUGCAGCUAAUAUAGCAGGCACACAAUAUCUGAUUACAGACUUUGCAUAUCGUGUUGUGUGCACAAGAAUCAAUCAAAGAAGGCCUGUGCAUUUGUGAUAAUACUGUGGAAAAACUGAUUAUUGGGUUAACUCUGAAAUCAGCCUACAGCAGUUAUCUUUUGUAGAUUUGAUACUGUUUAUAAACUAGCUUCAAAAUACAGCAGCACAUGAAAACAUAUUAUUGUAUUUUACAUUUAAGUCAUGUAUGAAUUAAAUAUUUAUUGUAAUGUAGUAGAUGUGGCAACAAUGAGCAGUUAUUCUCAUUCUGUCUGUCCUUCCAUCUUCAACUGCCUAAUAAAGGAAAACUGUCGCAGAAAGAA